AUGCCAUCUAACUUCAGAGCCUCGCGCUCAGGGCGUCACCUCGACAACGCUAAUCGUUCCCGAACCGGCCAAAUCGACCACGAUGUCUUUGAGGGCCUGCCUGUCCGCCGCUGGUCGCGCCAGCCACACACCAUCUCCCAGGCACCAAAAAGCGAAGACCCCGAGCUAGGUGAUGGUCCUGGCGGAAAUACCGCGCUGCCAGAGCUGCCCAUGCCACGAGACAGUCAGCUUCUACCGGCCAUGAGUCGGGCACUUUUGCGCGCUGCGCGCGCAGGCUGCAUCUACAUUCGCCCAACUGGUCGGGCAGUUGAAAAGGAGAAGGAGGAAGGGACAGAUGGGGAGGAUCAGGGUGCAACCGUCCACAUGGCGGAUCGCAGCUUCACGAACCGCAAGUGGACGACCCUGCCUAAGCAUUUGGAGCCUGCGGAGGUGGAAUUUCUGGCGAAGAGACGGCCUGGGUUGUCCUCGCUGUAUGGCAAUGGUGCGGAGGGCGGCGCGAUACCGGGCCCCAUGAGGAAGACCAAAAUCAAGAGAACUGAUCCUGCGACUGGUAGCAUCUCUAUUUACGAGGUUUGGGUGCCGGAGGGACAUCGCAUUGAGGGCGAGAUCACCGGUGACGUCCAGACUAUCGCUGAGCAAAGUCAAGUUCCCGUGACGGCGGAGACGCCCGCUCCUGGAACAGUUGUGGAGGGCGUCGGCGUCGUCAAUGCGGAGGGUGUAGUUGUUGCCGAGGCUGGCUCGGCUGCUGUCAUGACACCUCCCAAGCGCCGACCGCCUCCUCCGAAGCGCAAGGGUAAGGGCAUCGGCAAAGGCCGGAAGAAGAAGGUCAUGUUCGCACCUGGUGAAGGGGCCGAUGCUGCAACAGUACACGGCGUUGCUCCUGCUGACGGGGCUGUUGCCGGCGCCAGGGAGGGUGAGGAUGCCUCGCGAAUGUCAGUGGACCAGUCUGGUCAAGAUGAGGAUGAGGAUGACGGUGAAGAAGGUGACGAGAGUGACGAGGGUGAUGAGUCCAUGAUGGACGCAAAGACCCCAGAGACGCCCCAGGCUGCACCGAGCAAUGAGCUCGUCGAGCAACCUGCCGCCGAGACUCCUGCCGCCGAGACUCCUGCAGAGCAAUCAAACGAUGUUGAAAUGGCUGAUGUUCUUCCCGCUACACAACCUCCAGCUUCAGAGCCGGCUGUUGCUGCCGAAGAACCACCUCUCCAGCCACCGACGGCAUCUACAGUCCAAGCUGAGACCCCUCCAUCAGAUGCUGAGGUUUCUGCUUCUAUCUCUGCAUCUGCAACACCCGCCGUCUUUGCUGAAGAUGUUAAAGUACCAAGUGAGCCACUUUCACAGAGUGCAUCAUUAGAGCCGCCCGCUCCUACAGAAUCUCUUGCGGCUGAGGUCCAAUCAACAACCGAGCCAACUCCAAAGGAAGAAUCGCAAGCCCCAGAGUCUGCUGAGGAGGAGAAGCCCGCUCAGGCGACCACCGACAUCACGCCAGUCGAGAUCAAGCCAGAAUCAACACCGAAACCUGAUGAAAGCAGUAUCCCGGCUCCCGUAUCUGCAAGCCCUGAGAAGCCCGAAGAAACACCAUCAGAACCUCCUAAGCAGCCAGAAGUGGAGCAACGAGUGGAGGAGGUGUCUACACCACAGCCCGAACCAGUAGUUGAAGAAUCGGCACAGCCCUCAAUUGAAGAGUCCAAACCUGCUGUCGAACCGCUUUCGGCUCCCGAGGCCACGGAAUCCCAACAGGCUCCAAGUGCGUCCGAGCCUGUUCCCGAGGCAACAGAUAUCAAGGAGGACAUUGAAAUGGGAGAUGCGCCUCCCGCAGCGGAAACUAUCCCAACUCAGUCCCCUGUCAAAGAACCAUCUCCAUUGCCAGCUGCACCAGUGGAGACCGAGCCUGAAACUAAGUCUGAGCCCGAGCCCGAGCCCGAGCCCGAGGCCCGCCACAGCUCAGACGGCGGAACCUUCUGUGCAGGACCCAGUCGUACCUGA
Molecule: messenger RNA, 1983 nt
Organism: Penicillium daleae
Lineage: Eukaryota; Fungi; Ascomycota; Eurotiomycetes; Eurotiales; Aspergillaceae
Exons: 2
Coding region: 1-1983 (660 amino acids)
Source: RefSeq, a predicted model, not a curated record